Paramecium pentaurelia is the source of this 2368-nucleotide messenger RNA. Lineage: Eukaryota; Ciliophora; Oligohymenophorea; Peniculida; Parameciidae. The record is from the annotation of a GenBank genome assembly.
AUGCGAUAUUAGCAAUUAAUAACUCAUGUCACAGAACUCAUUAAAUCUUAUAAUCCCAUAAUCUUGACUCCAGACUCUCAUUGUGAACAAUAUAUUUAAGAAAAUUGUAAGAAACUCUUUGAUACAGAAAUCAUGUUUUUGAAGCAAGUAUAAUUUGAUCUCAUUCUUAAAUAGGUCUUCUCAGGAGUCCAACGUUAUGAAGAGUUCCUCAAAAUCCUAACUAAAAUUAUGUUCACUCUCUUGUCCAGUACAACCAAUAGAAAUGAUGCCACUUUAUAUCAAAUAUUUUCCUAUCUUAUUUUAUUUAGAUUGGAUGAAUUACCUUACAAUGAAUUUAAAAAAAUGGUUAACGAAUAAGAUCCAGUAAAGAUGAAUGUCUUAUUGUAAUUUUUAUUUGACAUCGAUAAAAUUAUUACACAUGUUAAACCACAAUGGAUUGAAAUAUAUGAUCCUUAAUAUAUACAGGAAACUGUGAUUGGAGGAUUGGAAUAACACUUUCCCAUGAUGAAAGAUUUAUUAAGUUCUCUGAGUUCAAGAGCUACUGGCAAACAAAGUGAAUUAGUUCAAGAAGAUGAAAGACCAGAAUCAGCAACAAAAAAAUAACCGACGAAAACUAUGCCUUUCAAAUUGAGUGAAACCAAGAAAAAGGCUGAUCCACCACCUCCUCCUAAACCAGAGUAAUAUAAAAGCAAACCUGUUCCAAGUAAUCUCAAUAAAAAAACAUUGCAAUAGAUUGAAGAAGAUAAUAAACUUAGAUUUGAGUAAUCUAAAAAAAAAGUUUAAGAAACCUAUAAAGAUGCUAAAUAAUUUGAAUUCAAAACAGAUCUUCGACCAAAUAAUUAUGAAACUGUCAAAAAGGAGGUUGAAGACACUUUAAAUCAAUAAUUACAGUUUAACAUGAAAAUUGCUAAACCUGCACCUGUUGAUUUAGAGACUGCUGAAAUUAAAUUGAAUGCUGCAGCUAUUUUAAGAGAAGAAAUGUUAUUAAAGAAAAAAUAAGAGAUUGAAAGAGAGAGAGUCAAAAAUUUAGAGGUUAAUCUUAGAGAUUCAGGAGAAUUUGAAGAAUGGAAGAGAUAAUAAGAAGAAUAAGAGUAAAUUGCUAGAAUGGAACAUUAAUAAUAAAAAAAAAUAGAAAUGGAAUUAGCAAGAGAAGCAGCUAUGAGAGCAUAAGAGGAGAAAUUUAAAGAAAAUAGAAUAUUGGCUGAAAAGAUGAAAGUUGAAGCUGAAGAAAGAUUAAAAGAACGAUAAGAAUUAUAAUAAGAAUAAGUAGCGUAUAAAAAGUAAUUAAUAGAACAAAUUAUGGAAGCUGAUAAGAAAGUAUAUUUGUAAGUAGAAAAAGUAUAAGAGAAAAAUAAAUAAAUUGCUGAAGAUUAGAAAUUAGAAAUGGCUAGGAUGCUUGAAUUGAAAAGAUAAGAAGAUGAAUAAAUUAGAAUUAAGAGAGAAGAAUUGAUUAAAUAGAUAAGGGAAUUAGAAAGGUAACCAAUUAAAAGAACUAAAGGAUAUGAUCCUACUGAAACUAUGGGUUAUGGUCUAUUAGAAGAAAUGUCAUUAGCUGAAUUAAGAGAUAGAUUAGAAAUUGUAAAGGCUGAAAGAAAGGCUGAAGAAGAAGAUAAAAGAAAAGAGAUUGUUACUUAAAAAGAUGAAUACUUAUCCUCUAUGUAAAGGAAGGUUUAAGAAAUUAAAGCACAUCGAUAAGCUGAAUCAUAAUAGAAAGAUAUGGAGAGAGAAGCUAAGAGGAUGAAAAAAUAAAAAGAAGAAGAUUUGAGAAAAAAAAUUAGAGAAGAAUAAUUACUUUAAGUUUAAAAUAAGAUUAGUAACAAAAAGUAAGUCAAGAGUGCUGAAGAAUAAAGAAUAGCAGCAGAAGUAAGAGAAACUAAACUUAGAUAACAAUAUAUGAAUGCUAAUAAGGCUAUGGUAGAAAUGAAAGCUUGGAAGUCUCAAUAAGAUGGUAUUAUAGAAGAAUAAUUAGUUAGGAUUGGAAAGAGAAAUCAAGAAUAGAUAGAAUGAGAAAUUAAUUGUAUAGGAAGGAGUAGAAUCAGUUAAUUUAAGAGAAAGAAAGAUUUUGGCUGAAUAAGCUAAAAGAUUAGUGAAGGCAAAGGUUGAUUUCAAUUAAGCAUAUGAUCAUGAUUUAAAGACAGCUUAUUAAAUGAAUGAUUAAUUGCAUUUAGAAGAGGCUGAAAAUAGAACUUAAAUGCAUAAUAUUCAAAGAGAAUGGAAGGAAGAACAUACUAAAAAUAUGAUAACUAGAGAUGAAUAUAAAUAGAAAAUCUCAGAAGUAUCAUUAAAAAAUUCAAAAAAAAAAUAAUAAAUUAUUAAAUAAGAUUUUAGUAGAUAAUUAGAAUAAUUACCAUCAGCUUAGUAUUCUUGA